CCUGAUCUCUGUCUGGACAGUGCUGAUUGGCCCUGUGCUGAUCAUAUGCACUCUCCCAAGAAAAAAAAACCCUCUCAAGCAAUACACACCAAACUGAGCAUGUGCAGAGUCUCCACACAAUAUGUCUUAUCAGGAGAUAAGACAUAAUAACACUGGAAGAAGGGGAGGAUUAAAGAAGUCAGGAUCAAACAGCAUUUUUACACAAUGCAGAGGAUUAACCCCUUAGGUUCCACGUGAGUAUAACAAGCAUGCUUUACUGCAUAUACAGACUGAUUUUACUGUUGUGGGUUUCGUUACACUU
Staurois parvus is the source of this 301-nucleotide messenger RNA. Lineage: Eukaryota; Metazoa; Chordata; Amphibia; Anura; Ranidae. The record is from the annotation of a GenBank genome assembly.